GCGGCGCUCCGAGUCGUGGAGGGCGGAGGGUGGUGGCAGCGCUGGCGCUGGGGACCGGCUCGGUGGCUUCGGCAAACAGUUUGGCGCCGGCGGCCUCCAGCCUCACUCCGCAGCCCGCCCUCGACACGGCUCGCAGCCUCCUCGCCGCCGGCGGCCCGCAAUGUGGCCCGCCGUGCGGGUGUAGCAGUUGCGCGUGCGCGGAACCGCGGGGCCAUGAGCGAAGCCGGCGGCGGCCGGGGCUGUGGGUGCCGGGUCCCCCAGCGAGCGUCAUGGAGCCCGGUGGCAGCGACGGCCGCGCUCUGCCUGGUGCUGGCCACGUCCGUGUGCACGGCGGGGGCCGCGCCCAUGAGUAGGGAAGAGAAGCAGAAGCUCGGAAAUCAAGUCCUGGAAAUGUUUGAUCAUGCUUAUGGCAACUAUAUGGAACAUGCUUACCCAGCUGAUGAACUCAUGCCUUUAACCUGUCGAGGACGUGUCAGAGGCCAGGAGCCAAGCCGGGGUGACGUAGAUGAUGCCUUGGGAAAGUUUUCCCUAACACUGAUCGAUUCUUUGGAUACGCUUGUGGUAUUAAACAAAACCAAGGAAUUUGAAGAUGCAGUGAGAAAAGUUUUAAGAGAUGUUAAUUUAGAUAAUGAUGUAGUUGUGUCAGUCUUUGAAACAAACAUCAGAGUUCUUGGGGGCCUUUUGGGUGGACACUCACUGGCAAUCAUGUUGAAGGAAAAAGGUGAAUACAUGCAGUGGUAUAAUGAUGAACUUCUCCAAAUGGCAAAGCAGCUGGGUUACAAACUCCUACCGGCCUUCAACACUACCAGUGGCCUUCCUUAUCCCAGGAUUAAUUUAAAGUUUGGCAUCAGAAAACCAGAAGCCCGGACGGGAACUGAGACAGACACCUGUACAGCCUGUGCGGGGACCUUGAUCCUUGAGUUUGCUGCUCUAAGUCGAUUCACCGGAGCGACAAUAUUUGAGGAAUAUGCAAGAAAAGCUCUUGAUUUUCUGUGGGAGAAAAGACAGCGAAGUAGCAAUUUAGUAGGCGUGACUAUCAAUAUUCAUACUGGAGACUGGGUGCGCAAAGAUAGUGGAGUUGGAGCAGGGAUUGAUUCCUAUUAUGAGUAUCUGUUGAAAGCCUAUGUCUUGCUUGGAGAUGACAGUUUUCUGGAAAGAUUUAAUACACAUUAUGAUGCCAUAAUGAGGUAUAUUAGCCAGCCACCUCUCCUACUUGAUGUGCAUAUCCACAAACCGAUGCUGAAUGCUCGGACCUGGAUGGAUGCAUUGCUUGCCUUUUUUCCAGGUUUGCAGGUUUUAAAGGGUGAUAUUAGGCCUGCUAUUGAAACUCAUGAAAUGUUAUACCAGGUGAUUAAAAAGCACAAUUUCCUACCAGAGGCAUUUACUACAGAUUUCAGGGUCCAUUGGGCUCAGCAUCCUUUAAGGCCAGAGUUUGCAGAAAGUACCUACUUCUUAUAUAAAGCUACAGGAGACCCUUACUACCUUGAAGUAGGGAAAACACUCAUUGAAAAUUUGAAUAAAUAUGCUCGAGUGCCUUGCGGCUUUGCUGCCAUGAAAGAUGUUCGCACGGGGAGUCAUGAGGACAGAAUGGAUUCAUUUUUCUUGGCUGAAAUGUUUAAAUAUCUCUACCUGUUAUUUGCUGACAAAGAAGACAUUAUUUUUGACAUAGAAGAUUACAUCUUUACAACAGAAGCUCAUCUAUUACCUCUCUGGCUCUCUACCACAAAUCGAAGCAUCUCGAAGAAGAACACAACCUCAGAAUACACAGAACUGGAUGAUAGUAAUUUUGAUUGGACUUGUCCAAACACACAGAUUCUUUUUCCUAAUGAUCCAUUGUAUGCUCAGAGCAUCCGUGAACCCUUGAAAAACGUGGUGGAUAAGAGCUGUCCCAGAGGCAUCAUCAGAGUCAGAGAGGAGAGUUUGAGAAGUGGAGCUCAACCUCCUCUGAGAGCCAGAGAUUUUAUGGCCACUAACCCAGAACAUUUAGAAAUCCUGAAGAAGAUGGGGGUGAGUUUGAUUCACCUCAAAGAUGGGCGAGUCCAGCUGGUCCAACAUGCAAUCCAAGCUGCUAGUUCAAUUGAUGCUGAAGAUGGGUUGCGGUUCAUGCAGGAGAUGAUUGAGCUGUCCAGUCAGCAACAGAAAGAGCAGCAGCUACCUCCACGAGCUGUACAAAUUAUUUCCCACCCGUUUUUUGGCAGGGUAGUCUUAACUGCUGGACCAGCUCAGUUUGGGCUGGAUCUAUCUAAACACAAAGAGACAAGAGGAUUUGUUGCAAGCAGUAAACCAUAUAAUGGUUGUUCAGAGCUCACUAACCCUGAGGCAGUGAUGGGAAAAAUUGCCUUGAUACAAAGAGGACAGUGCAUGUUCGCAGAAAAGGCACGCAACAUCCAGAAUGCUGGAGCCAUUGGUGGCAUCGUUAUUGAUGACAACGAGGGGAGCAGCAGCGACACCGCCCCUCUGUUCCAGAUGGCGGGGGACGGGAAAGACACGGACGACAUAAAGAUCCCCAUGCUGUUCUUGUUCAGCAAAGAAGGGAGCAUCAUCCUGGACGCCAUCCGGGAGCACGAGGAGGUGGAGGUGCUCCUCUCCGACAAAGCGAGAGACCGAGCAGCCAUAUUAAAAGGUAAAAUGAUUCCAAGCUACAUUAUUAACAGUAAUCCUGAAGUGGAAAAUGAAGACCAGCCAUCUUCUGAAAAUGAUUCUCAGAAUCAAAGUGCGGAGCAGAUGCUGUCACUUCCUCAGACAGUUGACUUGGUUGAUCAGGAGACCCCUGAAAAGCCUCCAGAGUCUGACUCAGAGUCACCCUCUCCAGCAGACACUGAAGAAGCUGCCAGCGUUGCCCCUUCUGAACAGGUGCCUAGUUCCACAGAAAGCCAUGAGACUGCAAGUCUUGAUGGUGAAUGUGCAGACUUAGAUAACCAGCUUCAAGAACAAUCAGAAACUGAGGAAGAUUCCAGUCCUAAUGCCAGCUGCGGUACAAAGGCCCAGCCUAUAGACUCCAUAUUAGCAGACUGGAAUGAAGACAUAGAAGCAUUCGAAAUGAUGGAGAAGGAUGAACUAUGACUCCACAAAGACGCUGGUGGUAGAUAUUUGAAAAGAAGCAGUAAACUGUGGUUUUUGACACCCUAUAUACCAAGCAGGCUCUCCUGGGAGGCUCUGAGCUUUGCUCAGGCACAUUCUGACUGGGGUAAGCAGUUACCGUAGGGAACUGGAGCAUGCUGUGUUAGAGCUGACCCGACUGAAACUCCCCCAUGCAAAGUGGAAACUCGCAGCCCCUCAAAUGAUGGCAUAUUACACACCCUGCAGCUCCCAGGGCAGGGAAAGGUGACUGGCCAUUCCUGGGUAAACAAGAAACAAAUUCAGCUAGUGGAAAGUGGGAACAAGAG
Molecule: messenger RNA, 3386 nt
Organism: Meriones unguiculatus (Mongolian gerbil)
Lineage: Eukaryota; Metazoa; Chordata; Mammalia; Rodentia; Muridae
Gene: Edem3
Product: ER degradation enhancing alpha-mannosidase like protein 3
Exons: 21
Coding region: 214-3063 (949 amino acids)
Biological process (GO): mannose trimming involved in glycoprotein ERAD pathway; carbohydrate metabolic process; endoplasmic reticulum mannose trimming
Cellular component (GO): endoplasmic reticulum; membrane
Molecular function (GO): mannosyl-oligosaccharide 1,2-alpha-mannosidase activity; calcium ion binding
Source: RefSeq, a predicted model, not a curated record